Paraglomus brasilianum is the source of this 1446-nucleotide messenger RNA. NCBI's taxonomy places the organism in Eukaryota, Fungi, Glomeromycota, Glomeromycetes, Paraglomerales, Paraglomeraceae. The record is from the annotation of a GenBank genome assembly.
AUGUCCUUAGAAGAUUUAAGAAGAAAAAAACUGGUCGAUUUGUCAUCAAGCCCUUUUCAGCAAACCAAAUUCAUUAGAACUAAUAGUGUUGGAGAAAUUGUUCAAUUAUUUUCUCAAUUCAACAAGGAAGAAUUAGUGAAAAAAAGUCAAAAAGCCAGUAUUGCGGGAAGAAUAUUGAGAAUAAGGAGUUUUGGCAAUUUAGUUUUUGCUAAUUUAGCCGACCAAACAGGGACUAUUCAAUUAAAAAUUAGCAAAAAUAAGGAGUUUGCUGAAUUAGACAUUGGUGAUAUCAUUGGUAUAAAAGGGAUUAUUUGUAAAACUGAUAAAGGAGAAUUGAGUGUAGAAGUCAAAGAAUUCACUUUAUUAAGUAAAUGUUUAAAGCCUCUUCCCGAUAUUCAUUAUGGAUUUAAUGAUACCGAAGAAAGAUUUCGCAAGCGCUAUUUGGAUUUUACUAUUAACUCUGAAAAAAGAGAUAUUUUAAUUACUCGCCAUAAAGUAAUCCAAAAUAUUCGCCAGUUUUUAGAAAAAAAGGAGUUUAUUGAAAUUGAAACGCCCAUUUUGGUUUCUGAAGCCUCCGGAGCCCAAGCUAAACCUUUUAUUACUCAUCACAAUAAAUUACAUAGAGAUUUUUACUUACGCAUUGCUACCGAAAUACCCUUAAAAAAAUUGCUAGUUGGUGGAUUUGAGAAAGUUUACGAAAUUGGCCGCAUAUUUCGGAAUGAGGGGAUAGAUGCUCGCCAUAAUCCAGAAUUUACUACUAUUGAAGUUUAUCAGGCUUAUGAAAAUGCUGAAUAUAUGAUGAGCUUAACCGAGAAGAUAUUUCAUUAUUUAGCCCAAGAAAUUCUUAAAAAGGAGGAGGUUGAAUUUAAUUCUCAUGUCAUUGGUUUUAAAAACUCUUUCCGUAAACUGUCAAUGGAAGAAGCAAUCAAAGAAUACACGAGUAUAGAUUUCAAAAAAAUAAAUAGUUUAGAAGAAGCCUUAGAAUUAGCCCAAAAACAUAACUUAAAAUUAGAAAAAUUUCAAAAAAGUAUUGGACAUGUUAUUUUGGCCUUCUUUGAAGAACAUGUGGAAAAAAAAUUAAUCCAACCGACUUUUAUUUAUGAUUAUCCGAUAGAAGUUUCGCCGUUAGCAAAGAGUAAAAUCGAUAGCCGAAAUAUUGCGGAUAGAUUUGAAUUAUAUAUUGGAGGAUUAGAAUUUGCUAACGGGUAUAGUGAAUUAAAUGACCCUAUCGAACAAAAAAAAAGAUUUGAAGAACAAACUAAACAAAAAGAAUUAGGUAAUGAAGAAAUUGCUAGUUUUGAUAAAGAGUUUAUUGAAGCGCUAGAAUAUGGCAUGCCACCAGCCGGAGGAUUGGGAAUUGGGAUAGAUAGAUUAAUUAUGCUAUUCGCCAGUCAAAAUAGUAUUAAGGAGGUAAUUGCCUUUCCGCAGUUAAAAAGCAAAAUCUAA